This is a messenger RNA of Colletes gigas, 5353 nucleotides long. It is a transcript of the gene FANCI, whose product is annotated as Fanconi anemia group I protein-like. The record is from RefSeq and is a predicted model, not a curated record. Gene Ontology annotation, cellular component: cytoplasm; microtubule. Lineage: Eukaryota; Metazoa; Arthropoda; Insecta; Hymenoptera; Colletidae. Gene Ontology annotation, molecular function: DNA polymerase binding; structural constituent of cytoskeleton; GTP binding. Gene Ontology annotation, biological process: mitotic cell cycle; microtubule cytoskeleton organization; DNA repair. The coding region runs from base 59 to 5254 and encodes 1731 amino acids. The transcript has 23 exons.
AAAAUCUAAGAGACUAGAUUUGCACAGGAACUGAAACAAAUAGAAACUGAAUUAAAAUAUGAAUCAACAGUUCCAAAAUUUACGAAAUCGUGAGGAUCGAUUAGAAUUACAAGCAUUUGUUCAAAAUUCAAACGUAGAAGAGCUCGUGAAAAUAGUACGUGGUAGCAUUUGUAAAGCAGAUGCAUUGAAGAUAUUAGAUGACAUUUUACAAGCAUUUUCUGAUUCCGAUAUUUGUCAACUGAAACGACGUAAAUUGGUUGAAUCUACAUUGAAAGUGUUAGGAAAAGCUAAGGUACCUGCAGGCCAUGUGGAUGCGAUCGUUAAUCGGAUAAUAUUCGACAUUCCAAAAUAUUCUAAGCAACAUCUUGUUAAACUUGUAGAUUUUUGUGUUGCUGGUAUUUGUAACAACGAUGACGAGCUGCAGAGCUGGAAAGAUUUAUUACCUGUGCUACUGGAAACAUUGGAAGGUGAAAAAUACAUUACUUAUGUAGAUGUAGAAGUUUCUGGGACCGAGUUUAAAGCAUUAACCAUUAAAAAAAUAUGUGAUUAUCGUUGGAACGUUGAUCUUCUGCCGUCAUUGGCAAACAUGUUUGGGAAUAUGGCUUUAAAUAAGGCAGAUCACAUGGAAGUUCUUAAAGCAUUAUGCCGUGCUUUGUCCAAUCUAUCUCUAAACCAAGUGCCUCCUUUUGUGUAUCAAGCUCUAAAGUUGUGUAAAGUUCGAGACAAUCAAUACCUUUUAGGUACACUUUGUAAAUACUUUGAGUCUUAUUACGCGAAAGCACUUCCUACGGAAGAUAUGGACAGCAUUGAAGAUAUUGGUUUAAUAAAUAUAAAAGAGGUACGAGAUAUUGAGAGCACUGUAUUAUAUCACGUGUAUCAAGCAGCGCAAUUAAAUCACGAAAAUAUGAAAGAUUUUAUUCGUUAUUUGAAAUGUGUUUCUCAUGCUCCGGAGUAUACGUUACAGCCGUUUAUAUUUGCUGUGUUGCUAUCAGUUUCUAGUAUACACGAAGAUCAGAUUUUUGAAAUACUGAGAUUGGUUAUCAUUAACAGUAGCUCGGACAAAGAAAAAAGAGACAAUAAUGCAUGGUUGAGGCAACUUUUACCCUCCCCUUGUAUCAUUAUCAAUAUUAUUCGACGACUCAUCGAUAGCAGCAAUAAAGAUCGCCAUUUGGUACUAAAAGGACUCACGGGCCUGGCGUUCACAUUAAUGAAUACAGAUCAAAAGGUGAAAAAUAGUAUAAAGGUCGUGUGGUCUGUAGGAGCAGAAAUAAUUCGAGAAGUAAUUAAAAAGCGUCAUGAAACGGUCGCUAUCGUAUUGCAAGAAUUAGUCCAUAAAAUAGUGGCUAACGGCAUACCAACGAUUCACUACACAGAUUGUUUAAAGUAUGUCUGUCGUGAAUUAUCAGUAAUUGUCUUGGACCACCAAAUCUGGAUCACGACUCUUCUUGAACGACUGUUAUUUUUACCGACUAUAGUGGCUAUUGAAGUUUUAUAUGCUAUUUUCCCAUUGAUGCACGUUUCGCCUAACAUUCGAGAAAGCCUUCUUCUGACUUUGAGAAAAGCUCUUUACAGAAAAGGUAUAUCAAAACGACAAAUGGCGGUUACUGGAUUUCUCGAGAUGUUGAAGUACUCGAAAAUGCAUUCUUUGGAUAACUUUAGGCUUAGCCAACGUUGCAACCCCGUUGCGUACGCUAUUAGUUCCAGUUCUAGAUCAACAUUGACUCAGGUAACUUUAGAAAGCAAUACACAACGAGAAAAGACAGCGGAGUGCGAUAAAACGUUAUGUUACGAAAUACUGGACAUAUUGAAAAAGAGCUUUACUUACGAAUUCGAAGUUAGAUUACACCUAUAUAAAGGCUUCUAUGGUUCUGUAAAAAAAAAUACUGAAAUAACGGAAAUCGUGCUGGACAUACUGCUUUCGCAUUUGAAUCUCUACGUUGAUGCAGAUGAUAAUGUCUUGCCACCUAUAAAAUUCGAUCUGUGUACAAACGUUCAAGGAGCAGAGGUAGUUUUACAAGAACCUAUCGGAGAACUGAUAUUUGUAAUACAAAAGAUAUAUGUCGAUACGCUUUUGAAAAAAUCAAAUACUUUUGACAAGGUGUACAGUAUUUUGGAAUCAUUAUGCACGAGAAUGACAGCUAUCGAAUUGGAGCAUUUAAAUCUGGAACAUGAAAUGGAUUUUGCAGAUUUUCCGAAAUCACAAAUAAAGUUGAAAGGUCUCAGUAUCGCAAUUACGAUUUGCGAAGCUUUAAUGGCGUUUCGGAUAGGAGAAUACUCAAAAGGGAAUGAAGAAAGCUGCCGCAAGAUCGACGAUUUAUUUAAAGGAUAUACGCGAUUAGUGGACUUCGUUAAAAUGCAAUCUAUAAAAAUGAGAAAAGCCGAUGGCGGUAAACGUAAGAAAGAUAAGGAUCCAAAUAAUACAACGAGGAAACACGAUAAAUCAAGUAAUAUCAAAGUGCCAGACACCAUUAUGGAUUUGGAUACAGUUCAUCAAAGCUUAUUGCUACUAUACUCACCAUCAAAUCAAAACAGUGAUAUCAACUUUCGAGAAAACCACAAUUUUUGUUGCUAUAUAUUCCAAACAUGCGAACAGCUCUUACAACGAACAAAAUUGUUAAUGACUGAUACAUCGCAAAAACAACCCAAACAUUAUAUAGACACAUACAUCGAAAUUGGAGGGUUGCUUCAUGAACAUUUCUUACUAACUUUAAAUGAUGCAUUUGACGACGACCAACAGGUAGCAAUACUAGCUUUACAGUGCUUUUCGGAGAUUUGUUCUUGUAUAUGUACAUCAUUUUCAUCAGAGUUGUCACACUUUCUUGAACGGAUUUUACGGUCAAAGAAAGAUUCGGUUUCGAAGGAUGUUAACUUACAAUUGCAAGAAGUUGUUUCCUCGUUGAGUACUUACUUGAUAGCCUCGCUCGACGAAGAAGUAGAGAGUGAUACGAGAAAAAAGAUACCGUUCCUAUUAUUACAAACUUUAGAACAAUUUACAUCUAAAAUUAAUUUUGAAAAAUGCGAUCUUGAAAAGGUGCACAAAUGCUUCAGCAUAAUGGUUAAAACAAAAAACAUUGAAAGUCCUAUCGUUCCAGCUAUUAUUAAAUUUUUGUUACGCUUAGAAGAAUAUACUCAGGCGUACGGAGAGUCGUUGAACGAAAUCUGUUCGAAAUUGAACGAAAAAGUUGGCACUAUCGACGACACGCAGAUCGAAUUGACGUCGGACGAAGAGUAUCGAAUUAUAUGCGAUGAUACUUUUGUGCAAAUCUAUAACGUGUUGAACGAUUGCAUAAAAGAAAAAUUGAACAAUAUUUCUUGGCUGCUGUUGCGGUUGAAAGCAGAAGACACCAUAGCCCAUGCACCUGGAACAAUCGACGAAGUAUGGAACAAUAAUUUAAAAGAAAAGGAGCGAAAUUUGUGUAAGCAAUUGUCCUAUCUUACGCAAGUACUUCACAUAUUAGCUAACACGUCGAUAGAUCUGGGCCCGUGUAUCGACGUCACGUUUAAGAACUUACAGUGUUUGUAUCAUCUGCUCGGAAAUCUUACAAAAUAUUUCUAUGCAAAAUCGAACAGUCAAAACGCAGCAUUCCAAACAGCCAAAUUCAUUCAAGUGGUACAAUUGGCCGGCAAACCUUUGAAAUCUGCCUUUUACAACUUAGUGACGUACGUCGAGGAAAGCCAAAACAAAUUAAAUUCGAAAUCUGAUUUGCACGCGCGAAGGAACAAAAUUUUAAAGGAAACAAAAGUAAUACCGCGCGUAGUCUACGAGAUUGAACAAUUCAACAAGGAAGUAUUGUUACUUGGCAAACGGACGGGCAUACCAUUGGAAAAGUAUAUGAAACGUAGCGUGACGAGAGACUUUAGAAUUAAGAAUUCACAGCUGAUAGAAAGUAUUGAGAAAAUGGAUGUGAGCAUGCGUGAGUGUAUAUCCAUUCACGUCGGCCAGGCUGGCGUCCAAAUUGGAAAUGCUUGCUGGGAGCUCUAUUGUUUGGAACAUGGGAUACAACCCGAUGGACAGAUGCCGACAGAUAAGAUCGGGGAUGAUAGCUUCAGCACGUUCUUUAGCGAAACUGGUUAUGGGAAACAUGUGCCUAGAGCAGUAUUCGUCGAUUUGGAACCUACAGUAGUCGAUGAAGUACGAACCGGAACGUAUCGACAACUCUUUCAUCCGGAGCAAUUGAUCACUGGCAAAGAAGAUGCAGCGAACAAUUAUGCACGUGGUCAUUAUACGAUUGGCAAGGAAAUCGUGGACUUGGUGAUCGAUCGAAUACGGAAACUAUCAGAUCAAUGUACCGGAUUGCAAGGAUUUUUAAUUUUUCAUUCGUUCGGAGGCGGUACUGGAUCGGGAUUCGCUUCCCUGUUAAUGGAACGUCUUUCCCUCGACUAUGGAAAAAAGUCCAAAUUAGAAUUUGCUAUUUAUCCAGCACCACGAGUCUCUACAGCGGUCGUUGAACCAUACAACUCUAUUCUCACCACUCACACGACUCUCGAGCAUUCGGACUGCGCUUUCAUGGUCGACAAUGAAGCAAUUUACGACAUCUGUCGACGUAAUCUGGACAUCGAAAGACCCUCCUAUACCAACCUUAACAGAUUGAUCGGGCAGAUUGUUUCCUCGAUAACGGCUUCAUUACGGUUCGAUGGCGCUUUGAAUGUCGAUCUGACAGAGUUCCAAACAAAUCUGGUCCCGUAUCCGAGAAUUCAUUUUCCUUUGGUUACUUAUGCUCCGGUAAUAUCGGCUGAAAAAGCGUAUCACGAGCAAAUUUCGGUCGCCGAAAUCACCAAUGCGUGUUUCGAGCCAGCGAAUCAGAUGGUAAAGUGCGAUCCUCGACAUGGAAAAUACAUGGCUUGUUGUAUGCUGUACAGAGGAGACGUCGUUCCGAAAGACGUAAAUGCCGCGAUCGCUACCAUUAAGACGAAACGAUCGAUACAAUUCGUAGAUUGGUGCCCGACUGGAUUCAAAGUUGGUAUUAAUUAUCAGCCGCCUACAGUGGUACCUGGCGGUGAUCUGGCCAAAGUGCAGCGAGCCGUCUGCAUGUUGUCCAAUACAACAGCCAUCGCGGAAGCUUGGGCCCGUCUCGAUCAUAAAUUCGAUCUGAUGUACGCAAAAAGAGCUUUCGUUCAUUGGUAUGUGGGCGAAGGCAUGGAAGAAGGUGAAUUUUCGGAGGCUCGUGAAGAUCUUGCCGCAUUGGAAAAGGACUAUGAAGAGGUCGGACUAGAUUCCGUCGAUGUCGACGCAGAAGCAACCGAUGAAUAUUAAUGCUAUUUGCUUUUUCUUUAAUCUAUUUUUACCGAUUGAUCUGCGGUCCCCUUCGAUUUACUCACUGUCCAUCGAGGUCCCAGUUUCUUCCUUCGCUUA